This is a messenger RNA of Plasmodium reichenowi, 2088 nucleotides long. RefSeq names its product zinc finger protein, putative. Lineage: Eukaryota; Apicomplexa; Aconoidasida; Haemosporida; Plasmodiidae. Gene Ontology annotation, molecular function: zinc ion binding. The coding region runs from base 1 to 2088 and encodes 695 amino acids. Gene Ontology annotation, cellular component: nucleus. The transcript has a single exon. The record is from RefSeq and is a predicted model, not a curated record.
AUGAGCGAAUCAAGUGCCUUGAGUACUAGUGUGAAGGAUACGUACAAAUGUGAUUCUUCAAAUUGUGAUAAAGAAGAAUUGAUUGAUAUUAAUAAGAGUUUUAUAAAUAUAGAAGAUGAAAAUACAAAAGAUAUAACAAAUUAUUUGAAGGAUAAAAUAUCAUUUAUGAAAAGAAUAGAAACAUUUAAAGCAUGGGUAAGAAAACCAGCACAUUUAUCUUCUCUAAUAUUAGCUAGGAAUGGAUAUGUGUGUCAAGAUGAGUUUGUAAUAAGAUGUGAAAUAUGUAAUUGUAAAUAUAUUUAUGAAAAAGAUACAUAUUCUAUGUAUACACGCAUAAAUGAUUUAUGCUUAUUACAUUUAGAUAAUUGCCCAUGGAGAAAUAAUCUUAUGGAUAUAAGUAUAUUUCAUUUAGAUAAAAAAUCAUUAACAAAAGAAGAAUUACUUAGAGAAUACGAAGAUAAUAUAGUAUCAUUAAAAAAUAAUUUAUUAUUUGUUCCUUUGAUUAAUAUAAAAAAGACUCUUCACGAUUUAAUAUUUAUCUUAAAAAAAUUUUUAGAAAAUAAUAUGAAUAAAAAAAGAUUUACCAUUUUUGAUCAUUAUGUUAAAAUAUUCAAAGAGGAAUAUAUUCACAUUUUUUUAAAUAAUAAAAAUAUUAUAGAUAAAGGAAUUGAAAUAAUUAAAAAUAAAUAUCCUCUAUAUGAAAAAUACAUUGUCGAUAUAAAUUAUCUAAAUAAUUUAAAUUUUAAUAUGAACAACGUUACUUCUUUUAUAAAUAUUUUAUCUGAUAUAUGUUUAGAUGAUUCAUUUUGUGAUGAACAAGAUGAUAUAAAUAGGUAUUUUAAAAUUGUACAAAAAUUGAAAAAUUAUCAAUAUGAAAAUAUCAAUAUUUUUAAAUUGCUGGCAUUAUUUGGAUGGUCAUAUAAAUCACAACAAGAAGAACACACACAAAUACUUCAAUGUAAAUAUUGUUUUAGAGAAAUUAAUAUUCUGAAUUAUUCUUAUUUCUCUUUCAAGGAAAAUAAACUUUCUUUACACAAAGAUAUAUUUUCUUCUCACCAAAAGGAUGUGUUACAGUAUAUUUUGAAAAAAAUAAACAUCUUAUUAGAACAAAGGAAAAAAGAAAAUGAGAAGGGCACCUUGGAAUAUAUUCCAGAGCAUACCAUACUUAGCAAAAUGUGUGAUCGUUUGAGGGACACAUAUGAUAAGUAUUAUAUUGAUAUUGCAAGGAAUAAUAAAAAAAAGGAACAAAAGAAAAAUGAAGAAAAGGAAAAUAAUCAAGUAAAUAAGGAAGCAUAUAUAGAAAGAAAUAAUAAUAAGGAGGAAACUAACGAAGAGGAAGAAAAUAGUAAAAAUGAAAAAUUUAACAGAAGUGACAAAGGUAGUCAGUCUGAUUCAUAUGAGGAGAAUGCAGAAUAUUCACAAAGUGAUGGAAUCACUAACACUGAGUCUAAUUUAGAAAGUUCCCAAAAAGAACGAGAAGGAUUUUCUUUUAAAUGGAAGUUCAAAAAUUUGUUUUCAUCACAAAGAGUUCACCAAGAUGUAAAUGAUAAACAUAAUGACAAAUUGUCAUGUGAAGAGGAUAGAGAACAUAUAUUGGAAGAUAUGAAGGAGAUCAUUUUUUUGGAUAAAAUGGAAAAUAAUAAAGCAGACAGUGAAAAUAAUAAUAAUAAUAAUAAUAAUAAUAAUAAUACUUAUAGUAAUAGUAAUGAUAGUAAUAGUAAAGAUAGUAAUUGUAAUGAUAGUAAUAGUAAUAAUGAUGAUAAUAAUGUGGAGAAUCACUUAAAGAAUUACUUGAAGAAGUGUAUAGGAGAAAUGUGUCUAAAUAUAUGUCCUUAUCUAGAAAACCAGAACUAUUUUAUUAAAUCCAUAUACGAUUAUUAUGUUUUGUUAACAUCAGAGAUGUCUACCACUAACAUAAAUGAAAAUGCAAUAAAAAAUGCUUUUAUCAUUAGACCAUUUAAUGUUGUUGAAAAUCAUAGAAUAUAUUGUCCAUAUAUAACAGAAGACUUAUAUUUAUUUUCAAAAAUAACCAAACUUAUUUUUGAAUUGUUGAUAUUAGAAUUUGAAAGAAAAUAUGUAUUCAAAUAA